Molecule: messenger RNA, 1479 nt
Organism: Rodentolepis nana
Lineage: Eukaryota; Metazoa; Platyhelminthes; Cestoda; Cyclophyllidea; Hymenolepididae
Source: the annotation of a GenBank genome assembly
AUGAAUACCGGAACUAGACGUUUUAGUUCGCGAGAAUCUUCGAAGCAAGUGGGAAACUUGAGGAAACCAUCGGUCUACCACGCUGCAAUUGUUGUAUUUCUCGAAUUCUUUGCUUUUGGAUUGCUCACUUCCCCCAUGAUUUCCGUUUUGGAUGAAGCUUUUCCCAAGCAUACAUUUCUCAUGAAUGGAUUAAUUCAAGGCGUGAAAGGAUUCCUCUCCUUCCUCAGCGCUCCUUUAAUCGGAGCUAUGUCGGACGUUUUUGGCCGAAAACCCUUCCUGAUACUCACUGUGACAUUCACUUGUUCUCCUCUUCCCUUCAUAAAGCUGAGUCAUUGGUGGUAUUUCACGAUGGUUAGCAUAUCUGGAAUAUUUGCUGUCACUUUCUCUAUUGUUUUGGCCUUUGUUUCCGAUGUAACAACCGAGGAACAUCGGGGUUGGGCCUAUGGCUUGGUUUCGGCAACCUUUGCGGCAAGUUUGAUCAUCUCACCAAGCCUGGGAGCCGUCUUAGAGAAAGCCUACAGCGAAAAGUUUGUUAUCUUCCUUGCCACACUGGUAGCAGUGUCAGACAUCCUCUUCAUCAUCUUUUUUGUUCCCGAGUCACUGAAAACGAAGAGGGAGCCAUCUCAAAUCCCUAAGUGCUCUUCCAACGAGGUGUGCGCUUGCGGCAACUGUGGGAAUAAUAGCAGUGGACCUCUUGGGGACAUUACGGAGUCCUUUUUAAAUCCACAACAUCAGCAGCAGCAGCAACAACAACAACAACAGCAGCAGGCAAUGACACUGAUUGGAACUCAACCAAAAUCGUCCAUUUCUUCGGAAGUGGUUUGUGUCAACUCGAGUUUGCAGACGUCAGUGGAGAAGAAGUGGGCUAUCACUUGGGACAAAGUUGACCCUUUUUCUGCGCUUCGGCAUAUCAGUCGGGACCGUGUGACACUUUUGGUCUGCAUGACAACCUUCCUCUCCUACCUUCCCGAGGCCGGUGAAUACUCCUGCUUCUUCGUAUACCUACGAUUAGUGAUGAACUUCACUGAGGAGAAUGUGGCUCUCUUUAUAGCCAUCUGCGGACUCUUCUCUUGUGUCGCACAGACCUGUGGAAUGGGACUCCUAAUUGCCUUUAUAGGUCAGAAGCACGCAAUAAUUGUGGGUCUGGCGUUGGAAGCCUGCCAAUUGGCCCUCUUGGGUUUUUUCAGUGCUCCCUGGAUCCUCUGGACUGCAGGCUCUAUUGCUGGUCUUGGAAGCAUUACCUAUCCUGCACUCUCCGCGUUCCUUUCCAAUCACGUCAAGUCGGACCAACAGGGUCUCACCCAAGGUCUCUUGACGGGAAUUCGAGGUCUAUGUGGAGGUCUCGGUCCAGCAGUCUAUGGUUUCAUUUUCUUCAUCUUCCAGAAGGAAAGGGGGAUCUAUAGGUUAGCUUUAAAUCGAUCACCACAAAUUGCGACGUUGAGAACGUUUACAAGAUCACCAAGACUGGCACGUACCUGA